Molecule: messenger RNA, 1588 nt
Organism: Dendrobium catenatum
Lineage: Eukaryota; Viridiplantae; Streptophyta; Magnoliopsida; Asparagales; Orchidaceae
Product: transcription factor SRM1-like
Exons: 2
Coding region: 297-1163 (288 amino acids)
Molecular function (GO): DNA binding
Source: RefSeq, a predicted model, not a curated record
UUGAAUCAUAGGUGUUAGGCUUUUACUGGAUUGCGCGAAAGCUCUUGUUUUGUUCUAUAGCGCGCGACUAAGGUUUGUCAUCUCGUUCCUUCAUUCGCUUGGGAGUUUUGUUUGGGGCAAAAGGUCUUUCCUUUGCUCUUCGUCGCCCAUUGUUUUUACGCUCAAGUGUCAUCCUACCCUCUGUUUAUCUGGAAUCUAAUCAUUCUUCUCAGAAACAGUUCAGAUCCAAUUCCAAAAAGCUAUCUUGCAGAAGUAGCGCGUUAGGGUUUUAGGUGAUUACAAGACGAGUUAAAUUAAUGGUAGCUGAAGCUUGGAGUUGGGAGGAGGAGAAGGCGUUUGAGAACGCCGUGGCUAUCUACUGUGAAACUUGCAGUGAUUGGUUGGAGAAGAUUGCUUCUGCUGUGCCUGGAAAGACCUUGGAGGAGGUCAAAGCCCACCAUGAGAUUCUAGUUGAAGAUGUUGCUAGUAUAGAAGCAGGCCGGGUGCCUCUGCCUAAUUAUGCUUCUUCUUCUGCUGCUGUUGCUGCAGCUGCUAAUGCUGAGGACUCAACUGAUGUUGGAGAACAUGGGAAGAAAGGUGGGGCUUCUCAUGGCGAUUCAGCUAAAAAAGGAAAAGGGUCAUUAUUUGACCUUGAACGGCGCAAGGGAAUUGCUUGGACUGAGGAAGAACACAGGCUAUUCCUUCUUGGGCUGGAGAAAUAUGGUAAAGGAGACUGGAGAAGCAUAUCAAGAAACUUUGUCAUCUCCAGAACACCCACUCAGGUGGCAAGUCAUGCACAAAAGUACUUCAUUCGCCAGAAUUCGAUGAACAAGGAUAGAAGGCGCUCGAGCAUUCAUGACAUUACACGUGUAAAUGACGGCGAUGCUGCAUCGCCUCAAGGACCAAUCUCUGGCCAAGGAAACAGUGCAGCAGUUAGUGCCGGUAAUGCCAGCAGGCAGUCUUCUCACACUCCAUCUGCUCCUGGUAUUAGCAUCUAUGGUGCUACCAUUGGGCAGCCCGUUGGUGCGCCGCCCCUCAUGCCCACAAUUGGCACUCCUGUCGCCGGACCGCACGUAGCUUAUGGACUUCGACCACCCAUGGUCCCCGGAGUUGUCGUCUCCGGUGCUCCAGUUAGUUUCUCACCUAUGGCUUACCAAAUCUCCAAUGCAUCAUCGCAGAGAUGAAGAGAAGCUCUUUGCCAUGUCAAAUUCAAAUGAAAUUGGUAAAAGAUUCUCUUGGUAUGAAUAUUUUGUCAGCUUACAGCAUUGUGCCUAAAUAAUGCAUUAGACUCCAUUUAUAAUGUGUUCUCAUUUCAUUGAGUUGAUUUUACUGCUACUAAGGUUUCGUUUGGGACGAUUUUUUUACUGCUUCUUAAAACAACUUUUUAAUGCAACUUUUUGUACUUGAAAGCUGUUUUAAGAAGUAAUGAAAAAGCAGUUCCAAAGGAAGCCUAAGAAUCAUAAAUUGUGGAAGUAGCUUGUGGAGUAACAUAAACUAUGCAGAAUUUGUUGUAAUUAUUUGAAGUUUACUCAUCAUACUCAUUAGCCUUAUUCAAUUAUUUGUGAUCAGCUUUAACAAUCCUUAUUGAAAUUGUUUGUUAACUAUUCAA